UAAUUAAAAUGCCAUAACAGUUGAAUGUCAGUAAAACGUACCUUAGAAACGAUAAAUUGCGCGAUACAAGAAAACAGUUGUAAAGUAAGUUGAAAAUAGAGAAAGGGUUAAAAAGAAAAGUCUAUCGGGAUGAAAAGCGACGUGUAUUCUGUCGUGGUUUCAACUCGAUAACAACAGAUUCGACGAUUCUGUUGCGAAAUGGCAAGUCGUCGCGCCGUAAAUUUCGAAUAUCGUGUAAACCGAUCGAACAAUACGACCCUCGACUAUGACGCAAAUUGUUAUCUGGCCAGUGUAUCGAUUCUCUUCCAUUUUAUUCCUUUCUUGUGUUGUUAGCUGGAUGUCUGGUCGUCGCGUCGCGUGGCAUUGUUUCUGCACGCGACGACGACACUCUGAAGGAUAAUUUAUCAAAAUUUCAUCGUUAAAGUUAGUUUAAAUCUAGCAUAAACUAGUUACAAUAUCGUUCGUGUCAGCUGUCGAUAUUAUCUUAUUUUUUCAAUUUUAAGCUGGUUACCCUCCAACACUGUCCUGAUAUCGAAGGAUCAAUAAGCUUAGGAUGGACCUUGCCAAAAAACGUAGAAUAAUCAAAAUGGCUCCUGUACGAUUCUUUGAUCCGUAAUAAAGUCUACAGAAAUUACUUGGAUCUUUAUUUUUAAACAGGCUGAAUUACGUAAAAAGACGAAGAAAAAAUGAAAACAGGAAACCGGAUAGCAAAUUGCUUCACCGUGUCCGAUUGCGAAAAGUUGACGUACUCUGCUUGUCAAAGCGUAUCGCUUAAAAGGUCGCAGAGUACGUAAAGACCCGCACAGAAGAUACCCUUUGUUGUACAUACAUCUGUCUUUGCUUACCUGCGUCUCGUAACACGAGCACGUGUGCCCGCAUCGCACAUCCACAGAUAGCAAUUACAAAGAACGUCAUAGAUACUAAAAAUUUGCACUUUUUUUUGUUAACCCCGUCGCAUUAUUCGGCUAAGGGGCGCCCGGGCAGUGUGGGACUCGUACCACCCACGCCAACAAAUUCGGGGUGGCGCCCCACCCACUAAAAUCCCUCUGUUGGCCACGUAAAAGUUUCACUAUUCGUCUAGACGAGAAGCCUGUAAUUAUAAUAAAUAAAUAGAACAAGCGAUAGUAAAGCUAUUGCAUUUGUAAUUCAAUUGCCAUUUUAUGGCCCAUAAACGCUACCAGACAAUAUUUCUUGUAAUAACACGUGGAAGGUUCGUUGUAAUCUUGUUCGAGUAUCGACCGUGUAACAUUUCGGUGAAGCUCGGGUACACGUAUACUGAACUGAUAAAAACUAUUUAAUGAUAACAACCAGUCUGCGUGACACCGUGAUUCGACAUUUAGUGACGUAGCGGUAUAUUUUCGCCUAAAACCGGAAACAUGACGAUUACUUGGUUUACACAGAUUAUUAACACUAAACGGUCUUCUUUUUACUGUCUGUUGUUUUUUGAUACGAUAUCGACAGCUGAUAUGAACAAUAUUGUGACUUUCGUUACGAUGUUUUGCUUUCAUUAUAAUUACAAUUAUUUUUAUCUGUCAAAAAUGAUGCAUUGUAUAUACGUAAUGAAUGAAACAUGAAUUCAAAUUUAAAUUUCUUGAUAUUUAACAAAUUUCAAAUAUUUCAUGUGCUGUUAAUUUUGUUAAUAUUGUAAUAUGUAUAGUAUUCUGUAAACUAUUCAUUUUUUUUCUAAUUGCACCGAAGAAAGGCUUUGACUUAUGAUAGUUGCACGAAUCCCCGCGUAUCUGAAUGCUCCGCGUAUUUACAUAUGUUUAUCUGGUUCGAUCGUAAUCUUUACGACGAUCAGCGUCAUUAUCGUGGCUGUUAUCAUUGUCCUGCAGGUAACACUCGAGAUAACGAGCAAGCUUUAUGAGAACAGUUAGUCGAACGUUUCUUCUCGCAGAACGCGGACUUUGUUCGCGCCGCGGUGCACGCUGUACACGCGUCCUCGAUAAUUUCAUCGUUCGCUGAUCUUUCAAAUGCUCUAACCGUGUUAUUAGCGGAUUUACAGCCACGAUAAAGCUUCCUCGCGCAUUUUACUAAAAUGACAAAUGUUUCUUUCUUUUUUUUUUUGUGUGAUCGUUCACCGUUCCAUUGGAUGAAAUAAAAAAAGAAACAUUAAAUCGCGAUGCAACGCGACGAAAGAAAGCUAAUUUGCAUAACCGUAUGGAACCGAUCCUCCGUGGAACGCGCGGUUAAUGCCGUCGAAGCUAAUUAAUUCCAGCCAAUUAACACCGUAUCGCGUCAAUUACAGAUUCGUUGAGUCACGACGACGGUUCUUGUGCAAGGAAUCGUCGCGUACCGUUACUCGAAAACGAGCGAACUCUCUUCUGAAAGCCGAAGAAAAUUGAAAGAAUUCCGAUGUGCACCAUUAACGAGACGCAAGCGCGUGACACGAUGUACGGAAAAAUGGUAACCAUCAGCUGCGAGUACAAGUUAUUUUUGCAACGAAUCGACUCGCAAGAUAAAUCAAUAUCUCGGUUAAGUGGUGCGAUAGAAAAAGUAAUUGAACGCUGCACCUCCGUCGUUGGUACAAGUUUCAAGUGCUUCUUCACGGUGUUUUAACGUUGAACGGUGGAACGAUUAAACGAAAACCGGAGACAGGAUGCUAUAAUCGAGUUUCCCUGCUAAAAGAAGAGAUGUACUCAUCGGUUCGGUUAACAAGUUUAUCAUCGACGAGAAUUUAAAGUAGCACGGACAAUUGGAACGUAAGAGGUCUGCGAGGAGAUGUUACCUCAACGAGAAGGAAUGCAAAUCUCUCUGAUGAAUCAACACGAAAAUAUCUCGCUUAGCAAAAAUUUCGCUUCGAUUUACGCGAACCGGAGGUUCAUCAUCGGAUGAAGAAUUCUUAACGGACGAUCGAAUCGAUCGAAGGCUGGUGAAAAAUAGCCAUCGCGUACUUACAAGCUAGUGAUAUCCCGUCGGUCGAUCUUGGAUUACAAGAAAGAGGAAAAAUCAUCGGCGUGUGGGUGGGACAAACGAUCAUCGGAAGAAUGUCGUGCAGGAAGAAGAUAGACUCGAAACUGUGGAUGGAGUAUAGCCAGGCGAUGGAAACCGAGGUGCGGACGUUGAAGCAGGAGCUAGUUCGUACCCAGGAGGCCUUGAGGGCGGCGACAAAGAGAUGCCGUGAUCUGGUGAAGGAGUUGGACAAUCGUACGGCGAGCCACGAGUCCGAGAGGACUCUUCGUGAUCAGCAACUCUCACGAAUACUCCGUGCCCUGCUUGUUCUCGAGGCGCGGCUGAAGCAGGAACAGAAAUCGAUCAGGCAGCUGCUCUGCGAGAAAGAUAACGUGAUCAGGAACCAGCAGCUCGAGAUCGCUAAGCUCAGACGUUACACGAAGAAUUACAUCAAGUGUAAACGCGAGCAAACGUUGGGAAACGCUUUGGCGAAGAUCGAAACGACCACCGACAUCGAAGAGAGUAGUCUUCAAGCUGUCAGCGAAAUACGAAUUCCAUCGUUGCAGGCGAACCCGAGACAGGACAGCAGUAUCAGCAAGGACAUUCAGAACCUGAAGUGUGAGAUAAUUACGAAACUGAAUGCCUCGGAAGUGGUACCUGUUGCGCUCGAGGAGUUGGACAGAGGAGUGAAGAAGACUCACAGCUUCGCCGGCAGCGAUAUUUCGAAAACGAGCCUGACGAGCAGCGAGAACACGGACGUGUCUAUUAUCACAACCACCACCGAGGGCAGCCCUUCGUUGCUCAGCACCGAAGGUUUUUGCGAAGGCGAAAGCACGGAUGUGUCGCCUGGAUCGACGUUGAACAAGUCGAAUAGAUGCACACCGACGAUGGUCACCGAUAGCGAGAACGAAACUACCAUGAUCUACGGUGACGAGGACGACGAGGAGGAGGAAGAGGAAGAAGAACGGACGAUGAUCGUGGUGAACGGUUCGAAGUUACCUCGAAAGAAGGUUGGAAACGGUAGGUCGAAAGUACAGAAAGCUUGCAAAGACGCGGAGAUAAUCGAGGCCGGUAACAUCGCGAGGACAGAGAGCAAGGAUGAUGGGAUGGACUGUAAUUUCGCGUCGGAGGACGAGGAGAAGGAGCCUAUUUACGUUAACGCUUGCAACGAGACGAAUUCAAGGAACUUGGAACACACCGAGUGCAUCAUCACCGACGCGUCCAAGACGAACGACGAUUAUAGUAAUAAUAAUAAUCACGGUAGCGGCAUUAACAAUAAUAACAACAGCGUGAUGUUGAAAAUGGAGAUCGAGGAACAGACUGUAGAAGAGACCAGCGGGAAUUGGUACAGCGAUCCGGACGAGGAUAAGAUCAACGACGAUGUGUUCAGGCACAGCACGUAUCGGCCAAAUAGUAAUCACAAUUCAGUCCUGGAAUGCGUCAAUCAGAUCCUUCUGAGAGACAUGGAGGAAGAGGAGAGCAUUCUUUCCGUGCCCAGAAGAUUCAAACACCGAGGAAGAAUCGUUCGCUUUCAACCGGCAAAAUUGUCGGACAUCGAGUCGGUGGGUUCUGAAAUGGAGAGAAAGAAUUCCGAGGAAGGCAUUGCGGGGAAGGAAACAGCGGGAAGCGAUUUUAACGACGUUCCUGCAAGUGGUUUCGAAGCUACAACCACCGAGGACGAGUUUGGAAUGAGUAUCUCUCAAACGGUAUCGACGUCGAGCGUAACGAGUAACAUUGUAAAUCACGAGUCGAGCUUGGAAGAAGAGUCAGAGGAAUCGAAAGCAAUUCCGAUUGUAAUCAUAGAGCCAAAGGUCGAGCUGGAGGAGACGAGACACACGAGCUUCUGCUCUUCUCAGCCGAUACAAAAAACCAAGUCGUCGAUGAACAGUUCGGUGAAUCCACCUUUAAAAUUGGAACGAAUCGAGGAGAAAACGUGUUUGCAAAUGUCCGCGAAAGGGCUAACCAUAGCGAAAAACUUGGACUACGAGGACAUCGAAUCGCUUCCAGAGAUAAUGUCGCCUCCUCCUAAAACACCGCCAGCGUUACCGCCUAAGCCACAGUUCAAGAACAACACGUUGAUCCUGAAGAAAAUUCCUAGUCCCUCGUUCCUGAUCGACGAGACGCGAAAGAAGCAACAGUUACUCGAAUCCAGCUCAGCCGAGCACAGCAAGAAGAUCUUUGGCUUCAUCUCGUCCCCUCUGAAAGCGGCAGGAAUCAACGUGUCGUCGGCGAGGAGCUUGAAUUUUGACGAAACCGUGAAUAAAGUGGCGGGAAACAACGAGGAAGGGAGCUUCUGGAAGAACAGGUUCAACAACGUUCGCUCCUCGUUCCAGGCGCGACAGAAUCACGAGUGCAGCGGCGAACAGACGCGUAAAAUUCCGAGAGUCACAAACAUCGUUCGCCAUUUCGAGGAGUUCAAAAUCGGAGGCGAUUCCGACGAUCAGACGAAGGAACGCGGUAAAACGAAACACGCUCAUUCGGAAUUCGACCAAGAGUUCGAUAUCAGACAGAACUUCGAGGAGUUCAAUCUGGACGAGUGUGACCUGUCCGAUGAUCCUGAUCGGCCCGAAGGCGAUGGCUCGGAGAGACUCGGCAAUCUUGGGGCUACAGUUGGCCAGAACGAGAAAUCUGCCGCAACCAAAGACAAUAAUAAUGUUCCUCUUGCCGCGACCAAUCCGAGUAGCGGCUACGAUCACUUCCUGGAAGCAACAGGGCUUAGCAAUAAAUCUAUACUAACCCCGUCGAGAUUGCUGAGUAAUCAUAAAAGUAUGCUGAAGCCGAAAGACGUGAAGUAUAAGAAUAAAAUUAAAUCAACCGCGGUCAUGGAGAAGCACGGUAUCUCUACGACCACCAAUAACACCACUCAUGUCAGACAUUGGACUGGUCCGUUCGUUUGACGGUUGGCUCAAGUUUUUCCAAAAAGUUUCUUCCAACAGGAAGUCGUAGACGAAGGAACGUAAUUGAAAAGAAUGUUACUGUUGUGCACGUUGUUGAGGACAUUGAUGGCUAUAGGAAAUCGACUGUAUAGGAGUUCGACUGUGCUUCGAAUAUUUUAAACUUUUUUAAACACGUUUUUCAAGGUAAAAUGUAUUUCUGUAAAUUAUUAUUAAUGUGUUUCUAUUUUUUUUUUUUCCUAAUACAAUAGAUAGAAAAAUGUAGAACUUAAUUUAUUUAUAGCAGUUUCGAAUGAAAAAGGAUUUUAAUGUGUCGUAUUUAAAAUUUAUAAUGCAUCGGAGCAUUAUAAAGGCACUUUGUUGAGAAAUAUUAAUUCGAGGAGAAAAAAAUAAAAGUAUACAUGUUUCUUUUGUUGUUGGAAAUAAAAUUAAAAAUGACUUUAUUGAAAGAAUUUUGCGUUUGAUUAAGAAAUAGGAGUACACCAGUACAAUGUUAAAUACUUUGUGACGAUUUAUAAACAACUAGAACAUAUGAUACAAUCAUAUAUAUAUAAUAUAUAUAACUUCUACUAUCUAUAAAAAUACAACGCAACUCUAUAAAAAUACAAUGCUAACUGUCACUGGUAUCAAAAUCUAAAUAGGACACAGAAGAAAAAGUACUUCAGAAAAUGGACAUUAUUUAAAUUCGAACAUCUCACCAGUAAAUGUUAAAAGGAUUCCAUUUUCGCAG
Molecule: messenger RNA, 6516 nt
Organism: Osmia bicornis bicornis
Lineage: Eukaryota; Metazoa; Arthropoda; Insecta; Hymenoptera; Megachilidae
Exons: 4
Coding region: 2988-5789 (933 amino acids)
Source: RefSeq, a predicted model, not a curated record